This is a messenger RNA of Ziziphus jujuba (common jujube), 1620 nucleotides long. Its product is annotated as protein ACCELERATED CELL DEATH 6-like. Gene Ontology annotation, cellular component: plasma membrane. Gene Ontology annotation, molecular function: protein phosphatase 1 binding; protein phosphatase regulator activity. The coding region runs from base 1 to 1620 and encodes 539 amino acids. The transcript has 3 exons. The record is from RefSeq and is a predicted model, not a curated record. Lineage: Eukaryota; Viridiplantae; Streptophyta; Magnoliopsida; Rosales; Rhamnaceae.
AUGGACUCCUUCAGGUUCCCUGAGGCUGAAAUAACUGAUGACCAUGACCAGUACAACCUCGUUCAGCACCAUGAAAGUCAUCAGAUCAUCAUCAUCGACCGUGAUCUACACGACGCAGCAAAAAGAGGCGAAUUUUCUGCCUUCACGGAGCAUGAAGAUCAUCUCGAUCACUUACUGACUCCACAUAAGAGUACAAUCCUCCAUAUCCAUAUCAACAGCAGAUCAGAUCAUGAUAUAUUCAAGCCCAUAUCGACUUUCGUGGAAGAGAUCCUUGCUAUGUGUCCAUCGCUGUUGAAGAUGUCAGAUGCUAGAGGAGACACUCCACUGCACAGAGCAGCAAGAAAGGGGGAUGCUCCUGCAGUGAAAGCACUCAUUAAAUGUGGAAAGAAUCUUGAGGAAGACACUGAGAGGGGUGUCCAAGGACUCCGAACGGAGAUGUUAAGGACAAAAAACAAAAAAGGAGACACCGCGUUGCAUGAGGCGGUAAGCUUCUGUCAUCUCGAUGUGGCGGAGAUUUUAAGUGAAGAAGACAAUGAUAUCCUAUGUUAUGGUAAUGAAGCAGGCCAAACUCCACUUCACCUUGCCAUCAAGCGACGACAUCGCCCCUUUGUGCUUCAAAUGUUAGACAAGUACCGUGAAUUACAAAUACCAGAUUGUGGUGAUCGCAAUGGCAGAACUCUUCUGCAUCAAGCGGUCAUUUCCAAAGAUGAAGGAAUAACAAGGGCUAUUCUAAGGAAAACGAAAGAUUUAUGCAAACAAACAGAUGAGCGAGGUUGGGUUCCUUUACACUAUGCUGCAAAACUGGGAAAUAUAUCAAUUGUUGAGGCGUUGUUAGAAUGCGAUCCGCAUGCAGCUUACAUCAAAGAUAAAAAUGGCCGGUUACCUUUUCAAGUAGCAAAUCCCUCUAAUUACCGACUGAUCGUUAGAGAAAUUAUAUCAUGGUGUCCAAAUUGCUAUGAACUGGUAGUCAAUGACAUUCGUAGUAAAGAUGGAGGAUUCCCUAUUGUUGUGAUACUUGUGUUUCCUAGACUAAAAAGAUUUAUCGGUGAAAUAUUAUUUAAGCUGCAAGGCCAUGAAAACAAUGACGUUGGGCAAUUCAAUCAAGAAGAGCUACUUGCUUUGCUCAUAUGGAGGAAGACAUUUGAAGAAGCUAUAGAUGUUACAACAUCCUUUACUCCUGAAACUGAUAAAGCCAUAGAGCUUACAUUGGUAGCGGCAACACUCACAGCUACAGUGACAUUUACAGCAGGUUUUACUUUACCUGGGGGUUAUGUGAGCGACAAAGGCCCUCAACAGGGAAGUGCAGUUCUAAAGAAAAAUCCAGCAUUCAAGACAUUUGUUAUAGCAGAUGCCAUAGCCGUGGUCCUUUCUACUUCAGCUGUAUUCAUCCACGUGAUCUCGGUAUUAAAACAAGACAAGAAAUUUUCACUCUUCCUCCUCGUCUUCAACCUCAUCUUAUAUGCCAUUAUAGCAAUGCUAAUUGCAUUUAUGGGGGGAAUAUAUGCAGUUUUGGGAGCUUCCGAUGGGCUUGCCAUUGCCGUUUGCGUCAUUGUCAUCGGUUGUUCCUUUUAUUUCUUUCCGCAGUUGAUACCAGAUUUAUCUGUAAAAGGUAGAACAUAA